CUGGCUUUACAGGACAACAAGAAUAGGUGAGAGUUAACAGACUCCCACUGAGGCUGCCCAGAGCAUUUGGAGUAAGCAGCUCCCUUCAAAGCAGGGACAGAAUGAGCUUUACCAUUAAAUUCAAGGACCUCCUGAACCUUGCAAUAGGCACGCCAGACCCAGGGGUGGUGGUGAAUUUCAAUGCCCUGCAUAUCCUGCUGCAUAGCAUCAUGGAACACCUCAACCUGGAAGAGCAGACGCAGGUUCUUCCAGGGAGUGAGAAGGACUACCUUCCAUGUAGCCCCUUUCAGGUUACAUCUGGGAAGAAGCCUGGGAAGAAGUCAGAAGAGAGUGAAGAGGAUAUAUUAUACCAUACACCAUUCGAUAGGAUCAUCAACACCUUUGGCCAGCGACUAUCUGUAGUGGAAAGCCAGAUGGCCUUUCUGGAGGCGCUGCCCUCUACUGAGCAGCUGCUGGAAAGCAGUCUGCCCUUCAAAAAACCAGCCCAAGAUAUGUGGCAGAUGUUGAAGCUCCAAAAAAAGGUAGAAGGGAAUGAAGAAGGAAUGACAAAGGCCAUGCAGACACUGCAGGAACUGCUCACCACUAUUUAUACCCUUCAGUCAGACACAGAUUACUUCAGGAUGGAAAUGGAACAACUGAAGGAAAAGGUUGACAAGAUCAGCCUAGAUGAAGUAAAUAAACACUCCGAAGAACUGAAAGAUCAGCAGGAUCAGUUGAAACAUCUUCAGCUUGACAUGGAAGAUAUCAAGAAUAAGCUUUGCUCCUUCCCUGAUGGAAGUGACAUCAUGCAGUGGACCACCUUACAUGAUGCCAUGUAUUCCCAAGCUGACACCAAAGAGACUUCUGAGAAGGCUGAGGCUAAGACCUCUGAAGUUACCCCUCAAGUUACCUCUGAAGAAGCUUCUAAAACUCUUAAAACUCCUAAAACUCCAAGCACCAGAAUCCCACCUGUCAAGACUGCCCAACCAAGAUCAGAUACUAUGCCAUCCCCUUUUGAUAAAGCCCUUGUUGCCAUGGGCAUCACCACUGAUGCAGAAACUCUUGCUUCCGUGGGCAUUGCCAUUGAUCCAGGCAUCCUCACCGCCAUGGGUAUCACCACUGAUCCACAUAUCCUUGCCACUAUGGGUAUCACUCCUGUCCCAGGUGCUGGACUGGGGACUGCUGGAGAGCCAGGCACCACUGCUGCCUCUACCACUGGCCGAUCAUUCAUUGGUCCAUCAUCCACUGGCCAUUCAUCAUCCGCUGGCCCACCAUCAUCCACUGGUCCAUCGUCCACUGCAGGACUAUCACUGGGUAUUUCCCCAGACCUCAGUUGGAAUGCUUCAUCUUUCCUUGCUGCUUUGGGCAUCAUCCCUAAUGAAACCACCCUUGAUGAACUGGGCAUAGAUACCAAUGCAGACAGCCUCACUGCUUUGGGUUCCACAGUUGAUCCAGCCACCCUUGUUGCACUAGCAGUCCUCACUGGCAAAGGCUUGCCCACCCAACUCCAUUCCCCAGUUCCAGUUCCAACUUUGCUAGAGGUCCUAGGCACCACUACUGAAUCAAAAACCCGUGUUGUUCCAGAGAACUCCACCAGCCUAGAUACCACAGCUGGUAAGGGCACCCCAGUGGCAGUAAGCUCCCCUCACUCCCCUGUCAAGUCUUCCUCUCAGGUUUCUGAAGGAAUUGUAUCCUCAACCAAGUCCCUUAAGCAGCUGCUGACAGGUCAACCUUUGAGUGCAGAGGGAAAAAGACUAACUACAAAGAGGUCUAUGGGAAGGUUGAUCAAUUUACCAACAGAAUACGAUAGCCUAAAGGAACAAUUUGCCAAGUUGGAAGAUAAGGUACAGCAGCAGGCUAACUGUCUAGCAAAUCUUCAAUUUCUAAAUUCUCUUGGGCUCACACCCCAGCUGGACAGUGAGAUGAGCAGACUGCGGGACAAGAUAAAUACUCUCCAGGAAUCAGGACAAAAGAAUAAGGCUUACGAGCAGCAUUUGGAAAAGGUGCAGGAACACUGUAACCUGUUGGAAAAGGUCACUGAAACUCUGCAGGAUAAAAUGGAGGAUAUCAAGGGCCUCAAAAUAGUGGUGAAACAACUAGAAAUGAGAAAGGUGGAUAAAACUCGGAUGGAAGAACAAAUGAAAGAGAAAGCAGAUAAGAGUGCUCUGGCCUUCAAAGCAAGCCGGGCUGACUUGGAGUUUGCCACAGUUCAGUUACAUGACAUGAUGCAUGACAUGCUGCAGAAGAUAUCUGUCCAUGAACAGGACUGGCAGAAGGUGCUGGAGAAGCUUUUCCUUGAUGUGGACUCCAAGCUGGGCCACAUGGACCUAGAUCCUGUGAAGAAACAGAUGGAACAUAUCUGGAAAUUUGUAAAAAAGCACCUGAGUGAAGGCCCUCGCUUUGACGCAGACAGUGCUGCUGGCUUUAAGAAGCAACUCUUUGAGCGGGUAAAAUGCAUCUCUUGUGACCGGCCUGUGGAAAUGAUGACAAGCCCACAGUUGAUUAGUAUCCAGAAAGAAAACUUGUACCCCUAUGCCAGGCCAGUCAGCGCAAACAGCUAUGAAUAUCUACAACGGCUGAAAUUAAGCGGUGUGACGAACAGAAUUAUACCAUGCAACAAUUAUCCAAUGAAAGGUUAUAAACCAAUUUUUGGACUGAAAAAACAGGGUGCGACGAUUAUGCAGUGGCGACGAUUAUGCAGUAAAAUACGAGAACAGCAACGAACACAACACCCGCAACCUACACAGGAACAAGCCAACAUGCCCAGAGAUGGUCAGUCGUAUUGGGAUAACAGUUCUAGCCUGAGGCGAAUCAUGAAGAUACCGAACCUCACCACCCUUUAUCCAUAUGGGGAUCCAUCCGUGUUUCCUGAGAAUAGUGAAGUGAACAUUCUGGGAGUGGAUGGGGUCAUGUACAAAGGCAGGAUGGCCUCUCGUGGUGCUCCACAUUCUGUUAUUACUGAGAAGGACCUGGCAGGAUUAAAGAGCCCAAGGGCCCCAUCAUCCCGCAGUGCAUGUGAGCAUAUACGUUCCAGUGUCUCUGGUGCCAUGUACCCUGCCAAGAACCUAUUCCUUCUUCCCAAGUUUAGUUUCCUGUCUAAACUGCCUUGGAAGCCAGUGACUCCUGGAUUCCUGGUCUCUCCUCCCCUUGCUCCUACCACAGAUGAAUAUUUUUGGAAACUUCUACUCAGAAUAAAAUGUAUCUUUUUUUUUCACUUUGGAUGAAGAGAAAGUAUCUUGGGACCACACACUGAGGGUGGGGCUUGCUUUCCACACUCAUGUACAGAAGAAUUCCCCCUUCUUCCCCAGACAACUGGGGGGAGGGGAGAAGGAAGAGAAAAAAAGGAAGCCUUACAAGAGGUUGGCUUCCACCCUCCCUUCAGGGCCCACCAUUGUCACUGUGCUUAGCUCUGCUCAAUCACUUGCCUAGACCUGGCAAUUAUCAGAGCCCCUCUAUCAUUGUGCCUUGAGGUCAUUCCCCUCCCAACCCCCCAGCCGAAGAAAAGGUGGUCUCAUUAUGGGCAUUGAUGGGUCAAGUAAGGACACUGGUCAGAGGGUGCAGUACCCAGAGGAAUGCUUGCUUCCAGUCCACCUUAGGAAGGUACUGCUCUCUCAAGUCCCUCCAUGACCCUAACCAAGUGGAAAAGACAAAGAGCAAGUCAUCUUGAAGAAGAAGAAUGGGAGACAGGAUGGUACAGUAGAAAGAGGUCUGACCUUGGAGACACAGAAACAACCCUGCCAAAUACUACCUGAAUUAACUUUGAACUGGUCACUUCACCUCUCUAUGGAAAUGAUGAGGUUGGACUAGAUGACUUCUUAGGUCCCUUCAACUUAAAAUCUAUGAUCAUCUUAUAAGAGGAGUGUUUCCAGUGAGACUCACAUAGAUGAACCAUGGCUGGAUUCCAUAGGGGCUAGGAUUCUGCACCCACUUCCUUUUCCUACCCAGACACAUGGUUCAAUCUUGGGAGCCUGGCCUCUGAUGAGAGGAGUGACAAGGCUCUCUUCUCACAUGCUUCAUCUUAUUCAACCUCAACUCUGGUGCUCAAGGGACAAGUUUAUG
Molecule: messenger RNA, 4038 nt
Organism: Vombatus ursinus (common wombat)
Lineage: Eukaryota; Metazoa; Chordata; Mammalia; Diprotodontia; Vombatidae
Gene: CUNH16orf96
Product: chromosome unknown C16orf96 homolog
Exons: 17
Coding region: 102-3203 (1033 amino acids)
Source: RefSeq, a predicted model, not a curated record